UUCCUCCCGUCCGGCAUCAAGUUCUCGGGGGAAAGGGCGGAGAGUUGGCUCUUAACUCUGUCACAGUAUAAGAAACAGUGAACUCGUUUUACCGAAACCUUAGAUAAGUGAAAUGCUCCAGGUCUAAUUAAGGCUGGGCUGACUGGGUUUCAGUCCGAACGGAAGGAGAAAAGUGAGCUGUCGAGUUGUCGGGAUGAGGGAGGCGUUCACGGAGUAAUAUAGAGAGGGGGGCGGCCUGUUGCUCUCCAGCUAGAAGAGCGCUUGAGACUUCCCGGUAGGGUCAGCUGGAGGUCCAAUGGCAGACAGGAGAACUAGAGGCAUGACCGGCUCGGACCUGAGCAGGACGAGCAGCACUACAGCCCGGGCUUUAGCUCUAGCCGAGCAGCUGCACCACGAGUGCUCCAUCUUACUGGAACUGUAUAGAAAGAGAGAAAGCUUCUCUGCAGAUGUCUCUGUGCCUGACGGUCAUCUUGUGUCUGUCCCUCCUCCGACCCCUCAGCUGGACACCAGGGAUAAACUGUGGCGCCUGCAUUCAGCUCUGCUUCAGUGCCGCAGCUUGAUGGAGAGAGCCAUUGCCAAAGAGGAGGAAGAGCUAGGUGAUGGGAGGAAGUCUGAGUAUGAGACCCAGAGGAAGAUGGUGAAGGACAGACUGUCCUUUCUCUUGAUCAGCACUGGAGAACUUCUCAAAGCUGUGGAUGGAACAGCGAGCAUGACUCCCAGUGUGGAGGGGCUGGAGCUAGACGGUCCGACUGUUUUGUUCGAGCUGAAGCUGUGGGUGUACCGGAUCUUCAAAGAAGUGGACUACUGGUCCAAGACGGCCGUAACCACCUUGCAAGCCCUGCCUUCGGAGACAGCUAAGGAGCGAGCAAGGAUCAGGCGGAUUAGGAGCACAAGGAGCACAAGGAGAUGAAAAUAUAAAGACAUGAAAAAGUUUGUGUGGGUGUAAGGAGGAGUAAUGAGAGAGUAGAGCUGUUCAGAAGAGAAAAAAAGGUGAGUCAAAGGGAUAAGAGGGAAGAGAAGAUAGAGCAGCGUUCAAACGGGGCCACAGUGAGAAACUGACAAGAAAGAGAUGAGUUACAUGAACAGAGGCCUUUGAGAAAGAGUGAAAAAGACUGAACCUAUGUUUAUCACCUUAAUACAUUUGUUGUAGUAAAAUAUAACAGAGUCUGAUACACCUUUCUAUUUAUUGUUUUAACUUGUAAGGUUACAGAAUUUCUUUCUUUCUUUCUUUCUUUCUUUGGAAUUGGGGAAACAUCAUGAUUAACACAUUUUUUAUUUUUACCUGCUAACGCAGCAGUUAUUUCUUUUGUUUCCCUCAUGCAUACUCUCCAGAAGCAUCUAAAGUUAUUAUUUAAGAUACAUCACCAGGAUCCUCUGCAGCUGAUGGUGGAAGCAGUCAACAGGGGGCACAUUCAGAUGAAAAUUAGGACAUUUAAAUUCAUGCCAUAAUCAGAUGUAGCACUGGUAUGUCUUAAGUAUAAACCCUGUCGCUUUAAAUCAUUACUCAAUUAU
Molecule: messenger RNA, 1512 nt
Organism: Cheilinus undulatus (humphead wrasse)
Lineage: Eukaryota; Metazoa; Chordata; Actinopteri; Labriformes; Labridae
Gene: cntf
Product: ciliary neurotrophic factor
Exons: 3
Coding region: 296-910 (204 amino acids)
Biological process (GO): negative regulation of neuron apoptotic process; ciliary neurotrophic factor-mediated signaling pathway
Molecular function (GO): ciliary neurotrophic factor receptor binding
Source: RefSeq, a predicted model, not a curated record